Molecule: messenger RNA, 1389 nt
Organism: Belonocnema kinseyi
Lineage: Eukaryota; Metazoa; Arthropoda; Insecta; Hymenoptera; Cynipidae
Gene: Fadd
Exons: 4
Coding region: 488-1303 (271 amino acids)
Biological process (GO): signal transduction
Molecular function (GO): protein binding
Source: RefSeq, a predicted model, not a curated record
AUACAAAACUUCAAUCACGCAUUCAAUUAUUAUGCCCAUUAUCCAAAAUAAAACGAUAUCUAGUCCCAAAUUUAUCAGCAAACCAAUUUUAUAAAAUCAUUUAUUAUGUUCAAAUUUCAAUAUUGCCUACCCUGAUCUUUAUCACCUUAACUCAUUUUCUCAUCAAUUACAUGUAGUACAAAUACCACAACUUCCCUUGUUUUUACCCCUUUUCUGAGCAAAUGUAACUCCUUUUCUUGAAUUUUAAAAAACAACAUGAAGUAUUUAAUUCUACCAGUCAUACCAAUAACCUGAAGCAUAACCAAACAAAAAAGGGAUUGCAGUAAUAUCAUAUGUGAAUACCGUGAAUUAUUCAACACAAACAUAACCUCUGUUCAAUCUGUCAUCUGCUCAUCCGUUAUCAAGUAUUUUUAUGUUUUCACCAAAUCGACUUAAAUGUCUGAAAGAAAAGGAGUAUUUUUGAAUUGGAAAAUUUGGAAACGUAAAAAUGAUAUUGACAAUAUCAAGUGACACAUUGUCAGGGGAAUCCCAGGCGGGAAUUGGACACUGUUCAGAAUUACGAUUUCGGGCUUCAUCAUCCCGUGACACAGUUACUAUGGAUCCUUCGUGUUCGAAAAGUUGCAUUAAAACACAUUUUAAAGAACUUCAAGAUACAGUUUUGUAUCGCUUAUCACAAUCGGAAAUAAAAAGUGAAGCACUAAUAAAGUUGAAAGAAAAUUUCCGAGAGGUAAUUGGUUUUAAACGAGAUUUCAAUCGGAUUUGUGAUUUCGCGAGUCUUUUCACCAUUCUCAAAAAACGAGAUGAGUUAUCAUAUAAUAAAUUAGAACCGUUUAAAAUUUCUUCGGAUAUUAUUGGUGACAAAUUUUUGAGGGAUAAGAUAUUGAAGUUUGAAGAAAAAUGGCAAGGAAACGAAUUCAGAGACCUUUACGAAAAUGAUAAUGCAAAUUAUUCGCAAAAUCAAGCAGCUCAUAGUUCAAAGGCCACGAGUUCAAAUAUGCCGGGAUAUCCUUAUAAUUCAACGAGAGAAACGGAAAUGGGAAAAAGAGCUCUAAAACGAAUAAGUGAGAGAAUUGGAAAUAGAUGGAGAGAUAUGGCACGAAAUUUGGAUAUCCGAGAAUACGAUAUCGAUGCGAUAGAUGCAAAAUAUGAAAGAGACCUCAAAGAAAAAGCCUACCAGGCUCUGAUAGUCGCUCAAGCCGAAUCAGAUCCUCGGCGAUGGAAGAGUAAUUUAAUGCGCGCCUUGGUCGAAGCAAGGAGAAAAGAUCUUGCUGAUUGGAUCGACGAAAAUUAUCAUGAAAAUUAAAGAACGAUUGUGUACAUACAAUUCGCCUUUGUAGGGUUAUAAUAUUUUUUCUAAAAUUGGGAAAACCAUAAAUUCGUUCUCCAAAA